Molecule: messenger RNA, 717 nt
Organism: Mycotypha africana
Lineage: Eukaryota; Fungi; Mucoromycota; Mucoromycetes; Mucorales; Mycotyphaceae
Exons: 1
Coding region: 451-645 (64 amino acids)
Source: RefSeq, a predicted model, not a curated record
AUUAACGGCCAUUGUUUACUUAUAUCCUCUGUAACGCUUGCUCCUUGGCUUUGGCGGCAGUCUACUGCAUACUCUGUUCUUUAUUCCCAUUAUUCUUGUUCUUGAGACACCGGCAGACCGUAGGACAGUUUACUGGGCCUCGUAAACCCCUCUGUCGUUAGUGUUGGGGUUGAGCGGUCAUCUGUCGUGUUCUGGGAUCCUAAUACUGAAGGGCUGCGGUAGAUUGUUUGUCAAUGGCCCUUCACACCUUGCCCUUUUUAGGUUUAUUUACCACUUGGUUAUCAAGAGUUGUUUUGGCUGUUUGAAGCUUUAAUCAUAAUCGAGAAACGCUUGGCGAGAAGGGUAAACCGAACGCCUGCUUUUGCAGAGUACCUUUUAUGACCUAGCUUAGGACUUCAACUAUUAUAAUCCAAGCUUCCACGUUCCGUAGUUUUUCUUUCUUUUGAGCAGAUGUUACAUGUUUUGAGGAUGGUAAGGAGAUUUCAGGCCAAGAUUCCCAUACCCGCUUAUCUUGUUUAUCUGGUUAAACCAAGAGUACUCUUAUUCAGGUUCAAGUCCUGGGAUAAGCUAACUCCAUGUAUCAUUUACAUAUUCCUUUUUGUCAUAGUCUUAUUUCUGCUACUAUUUCUAAAUAUUUUCACGUGAGAAAAGUUUUUCCAACUUAUUCAAGGAUGCUCACAAUGCCGUAUUAAAAUUUGAUGGGCUUAUCCCUUGUUG